UUUUUUUUUUUUUCCUUUUUCUGAAGUGCUUAUUCAUGAUCUAUACAGCCCUGAGUUCAACCUCCACUGGUUGCAGAUAAUAUAAUAUUUGUAUUUGAUUGCAGAAUUUGAAUUUUUGCUUUUGCAUGCAUUGGUGUGGUGUGUUUGGAUUUGUUUACAAGGAUCAUAGAAGCACGGUCCUAUGAAUCUCCAGUUUUCUAUGCCCAUUUUUGUAGGAGGAAAAAUGAUUCUUGAACCACUUUGAUGCUCAUGUUGCCUCCGGUGGCUGCCCGAGGAAAAACUGCAAAAUCUGAUCCAAUUUAUGAUAAUUGACCAGUUAAUGCGUUGGCUAACCAUAUUGUGAAACAUGCCAAAAGUGAACCACGAAAAGACAUUCAACGAAAGACAAAAAAAAGUCCACUUUUUGUUUUACAUCACGCAAUGGAUAAGUAACUCCCGAUAUAGCAGUAAAAGCAAGACGUGUCAGUGAAUUGACUCAUCAAGGUCUCAUUGAAAUAGGAUACUUCGUCUUUUUUGUUAGUGCUUAGCAUUCUGCAUUUGGAAUUCAGGAAACGGGGUCAGAUUCUUCUUUUUCAUUCCAUUUCACGUGCAUCUAAUAAUAGCAAAUCCAUUAAUCUUGUUCAUCAAGUUAGAAAGCUUGAAUGUGGUAUUAAGUGAUAGCUAUAACAUGCAAAAGAAAAUGGAAUUGCGCUACACACAAUUUUUUCUUACUGCUUGUAGCAUGUAAAGCUUUCCAAUUGUUGUCUUAACUAGAAAGUUGAUGUUGGUUUCUUGACUUUCAGAACUAUUGUGAUUGAAGCAUUCAAUCUCAGAUAGUUAGAUUUUGUAGUCCAAUUUUGGGUAUUUGGUGACUGAUUAUACUCUUCACCUGUUUCAGUGAGGCUAUUCACAUGAUGUAUGCAUGGGAUAUCAUGCCGGAUCCAAUACCAGUGACCAUGGCAUGACUCCAGAUUUGAAUCGCCAUGUGGAAUACGACUUUAUGGAAUCUGUCAUCUUCAGCGAGAAUCUGUUAUCUUCAGGGAGAAGCUGUAUGUUGUAUUAAGUGACAACAGUGGCAUUUAAAGACCUCAAUUUCUUUCCUAGAAGUGAGCAUAGCGGUUAUUCAUGCGUUUAAUGCUUCAGAUAUCACGCCUUAAACCAGUGACAUUUUAAUAAAUAUGGAUCUCCAGGAAGAAAGCUCCAGAUUUGGAUCAUUACGUGGCAUGAUUCUAAGGAAUCUGUCAUCUUCAUCUUCAGCAUUCUUUUCAGCAAAUCAGUCUCCCUUCUUCUCUCCAAGAACCUCAAUUUGUCAGAUACCGACACAGUCCGACCUUCCGUCCAAUAUUUCCAGUAAUGGUGGCGAUCCAUUGGUUUCUGGUUUAGAAAUUCCAAAUUCAAAACCUUUAACAAAUGACAGAUUUCCAUCGUCAGACGUUUCACCUAUCCCAGCCACAUCCAUUUCGAGCGACUUCCAGAAGUUAAACCGUGCUGCUUCCCCUACUGGAAAUUAUAACAGCACUCCUUCUUGUUAUGGUAUAGGCAGUGGCAGUGAUUAUUUCAGGUGCAGAGAGCAGCAAAAAAAGUUAGGGCAAUACCAUGGGACUUCUUUCUCUCCGACAUCUACUUCAUUUUCCUCGAACAAACUAAGGAGCUGUGAUGUGUAUUUAGGCUUUCAUGGCCGGAAGCCUCUAUUACUAAGAUUUACUAACUGGCUACGUGCGGAAUUGGAAGUUCAAGGGGUCAGCUGUUUUGUAACAGACAGAGCUAGGUGUAGGAACUCUCGGAAACACAGAAUCAUUGAGCGGGCAAUGGAUGCUUGUACUUUUGGAGUUGUAAUUUUAACCCGGAAAUCCUUCCGGAAUCCAUAUACUAUAGAGGAGCUUCUCUUCUUCUCAGGCAAGAAGAAUUUGGUUCCAGUGUUCUUUGAUUUGGGUCCCGAUGAUUGCCUUGUGAGAGAUAUAGUUGAGAGAAGGGGGGAGCUUUGGGAAAAACAUGGAGGAGAACUCUGGCUUCUAUAUGGAGGACUAGAGAAGGAAUGGAAAGAUGCUGUUAGCGCCCUAUCUCGUGUUGAUGAGUGGAAACUGGAGGGUCAUGAAGGUAAUUGGAGAGAUUGCAUAUUGCAGGCCGUUACCCUUUUGGCUUUGAGGUUGGGUAGGAGAAGUGUUGUGGAUAGAUUAACUAAAUGGAAGGAGAAGGUGGAGAAAGAGGAGUUCCCUUUCCCUCGAAAUGAGAAUUUCAUUGGAAGGAAAAAAGAGCUCUCCGAGCUCGAGUUUAUGCUUUUUGGCAAUGUUAGUGGAGAUGCUGAAAGAGAAUAUUUUGAACUCAAGGCCAGACAUAGACGGAAGAAUGUGAAGAUUGGUUGGGGAAGGAGCAGUUCAGCUGCAGAGGAAAGACAGAGAGAAGGACAAAAGGAGAGUUGUAGAAGGAAGGGAAAAGAACCAUUUAUAUGGAAAGAGUCUGAUAAGGAGAUAGAGAUGCAAAGCACCGAAUCUCCGCAAACUCAACACCAAUCACCGAAGCCAAAGAAUGGUGGAAGGCAAGGUAGGAGAAGAAGAUCUACUGAAGUCGUUUAUGGGAAAGGGAUUGCUUGUGUGUCGGGAGACACUGGAAUUGGAAAGACAGAGUUGCUUCUUGAGUUUGCAUACAGAUUCCAUCAGAGGUACAAAAUGGUUCUAUGGAUAGGAGGAGAAAACAGGUACAUCUGGCAGAAUUAUUUGAAUCUUUGGCCAUUCCUAGAGGUUGAUGUGGGGGUGGAGAGUGGGUUGGAGAAAAACAGGAUCAAGAGCUUUGAAGAACAGGAAGAGUCAGCCAUAGCCAGAGUCCGAAAGGAGCUUAUGCGAAACACUCCUUAUUUAGUGGUAAUUGAUAACUUAGAUAGUGAAAAGGACUGGUGGGACCACAAGCCAUUAAUGGAUCUUCUUCCCCGUUUUGGUGGAGAAACCCACAUUCUAAUAUCCACGGGUCUCCCUCGUGUAAUGAAUUUGGAGCCUUUAAAGCUUUCUUACCUAUCUGGGGUUGAGGCAAUGUCUUUAAUGCUGGGAGGAGUCAAGGAUUACCCGGUUGCAGAGAUUGAUGCUCUUCGUGCUAUUGAAGAGAAACUUGGGAGACUAACCUUUGGCAUUGCCAUCAUUGGAGCAAUUUUAUCUGAACUUCCCAUUAACCCCAGUAGACUCUUGGAUACCAUUAAUCGCAUGCCUUUGAGGGACUUAGCAGGGAGUGGAAGGGAUAGUCAUUCAUUGGGGAGAAAUAAAUUCCUCUUGCAACUCUUUGAGGUUUGUUUUUCGAUAUUUGACCACGCGGAUAAGCCAAGGAGUUUAGCCACUAGAAUGGUAUUGGCAAGUGGUUGGUUUGCACCUGCGGCCAUUCCAGUUUCUUUGUUAGCACUGGCUGCUCACAAGAUACCCGAGAAACACCCCCAUACCCGGGUAUGGAAAAUGUUUUUGAGAUCCUUAGCUUGCGGGUUUUCAUCGUCCUACCUCAGGAAAUCAGAAGCGGAAGCAUCUUCAAUGUUGUUAAGAUUUAAUAUGGCGAGAAGCUGUACAAAGGAAGGCCAUAUCCAGUUAAAUGAAGUCAUCAAGCUUUAUGGGCGGAAGAGAGGAGUCACAGGAGUUGCCCAAGCUGUGGUACAAGCUGUCAUUAGCCGUGGGUCUAUUUCACAACACUCUGAACAUAUAUGGGCAGCAUGUUUUCUGCUUUUUGGAUUUGGUAAGGAUCAGACAAUUGUUGAGCUGAAGGUGUCAGAAUUGUUAUUUCUAGUAAAACAAGUGAUUUUACCGCUCGCAAUCCGGACAUUCAUUACCUUCUCAAGGUGCAGCGCUGCUCUAGAACUCCUUCGCCUGUGUACAAAUGCAUUAGAAGCUGCGGAUCAGGCCUUUGUCACCCCAGUUGAGAAGUGGCUAGAUAAUUCUCUCUGCUGGAAACCUAUUCGGACAAAUGCGCAGUUGAAUCCUUGCCUUUGGCAGGAGUUGGCACUAUCAAGAGCCACUGUGCUAGAAACUAGGGCAAAGCUAAUGCUAAGAGGAGGACAGUUUGACAUAGGGGAUGAUUUAAUAAGGAAGGCAAUCUUUAUUAGAACUUCAAUUUGCGGAGAGGAUCAUCCAGAUGCGAUAGCUGCUCGCGAAACUCUGAGCAAGCUCACAAGGCUUAUUGCCAAUGUUCAAAUGCAUACUUCAGCAUAGAUUCUACAUCUUUCUUUCUUGUAAACAGAGUUUACAUCAGAUUUUAUACUAAGGCUCAGAAUAAAACUUUUCAAGCAUUUCAAA
This is a messenger RNA of Rhododendron vialii, 4241 nucleotides long. RefSeq lists its product as uncharacterized. Gene Ontology annotation, biological process: recombinational repair; signal transduction. Bases 1158 to 4157 code for a protein of 999 amino acids. Lineage: Eukaryota; Viridiplantae; Streptophyta; Magnoliopsida; Ericales; Ericaceae. Gene Ontology annotation, molecular function: ATP hydrolysis activity. The record is from RefSeq and is a predicted model, not a curated record. The transcript is spliced from 2 exons.